Mugil cephalus (flathead mullet) is the source of this 849-nucleotide messenger RNA. Its product is annotated as tripartite motif-containing protein 16-like. The transcript is spliced from 2 exons. The record is from RefSeq and is a predicted model, not a curated record. Gene Ontology annotation, molecular function: protein binding. Bases 1 to 750 code for a protein of 249 amino acids. NCBI's taxonomy places the organism in Eukaryota, Metazoa, Chordata, Actinopteri, Mugiliformes, Mugilidae.
AUGAAGCGAUUUGGAUCAGCCCAUUUCACCAAGAGAGACCUCAUCUCCAAAGUUAAGGGCCCGUUCGUGCUGACGUUCGACCAAAGUCUGAGUCAAAGGAACAAGACCAAGCAGUUGGACCUGCACGUACGUUUUUGGGAAGGCGAGCGGGUCCAGUCAAGGUACCUGGGGUCCCAGUUUAUGGGACAGCCAAAGACCAGAGAUGAAUUCAGGAAAUAUUCAUGUGAAAUCACACUGGAUCCAAACACAGCAAACACAGAUCUGUUAUUAUCUGAGGGGAACAGAAAAGUAACAGUAAUGAAUCAACAUCAGUCUUAUUCUGAUCAUCCAGACAGAUUCACUGAUUAUUGGCAGGUCCUGAGUAGAGAGAGUCUGACUGGACGUUGUUACUGGGAGGUGGAGUGGAGAGGAAGAAGAGGAGUUGGUGUAGCAGUCGCAUCCAAGAAUAUCAGCAGAGCAGGGAAUGAAUGUUUGUUUGGAUUCAAUGACAAAUCUUGGUCAUUACGUUGUUACACAAACAGUUAUGAAUUUUACCACAACAAAGUCCAAACUCCCGUCUCAGGUCCUGGUUCCUCCAGAGUAGGAGUGUACCUGGAUCACAGAGCAGGUCUUCUGUCUUUCUACAGCGUCUCUGAAACCAUGACUCUCCUCCACAGAGUCCAGACCACAUUCACUCAGCCUCUCUAUGCUGGACUUCGAUUCUGGUUUCCUGAUUUUGGAGCCACUGCUGAGUUGAUGAAAGUGAAAUAGACAGAAGUCUCUUCAGGGACAGUUGGUUAAAAUGUGUCUUCUAGUCUCCAGGUGAUUUGGUCUCCAUGGUUGUAGCUGAGAGCUCAUUGUUGUGUCAUG